UCUGGAAUCCAAAUGUUAGACGUGAUAUAAAUAAGCCAGCACAACAACCCAGUGGGGCGUUUUACAUCCAGAAACACAAGCAACAUGGACCUCUGUCUUCUCUCUGUGUUCCUGCCUCUGCUGACAGUGGCAUGGGGCCAGUAUGGGGACUAUCAAUUCUAUGGGGGCGAUGAUGACUGGGUCAACCUGUAUCGGCAGGGCUUCAACUUCCAAUGCCCACAUGGGCAAGUAAUAGUGGCAGUGAGGAGCACUUUCAGCAAAAAAGAAGGCUCCGACCGAAUGUGGAACUAUGCUUGCAUGCCUACUCCGCACACCCUGGGAGAGCCAACCGAGUGUUGGUGGGAAGAGAUCAACCGAGCAGGACUAGAAUGGUAUCAAACAUGUUCAAAUAAUGGAUUGGUGGCAGGAUUUCAGAGCCAGUAUUUUCCAUCUGUACUUGACCGGGAGUGGCAAUUUUAUUGUUGCCGCUACAGUCGAAGAUGCCCAUAUUCAUGCUGGUUGACAACAGAACAUCCAGGACACUAUGGCGAAGAUAUGGACAUGAUGUUAUAUGCUUAUGAUCAUUACAUUCGUGGAGCAACCACAACUUUCUCUGGUGUGGAGAGAGAUCGUCAGUGGAAAUUUAUUGUCUGCAGGAUGACAGAUUUCAACUGUCGGUUUGACAACCUCUAGACGCAUCCAUUAUAUACUAUGCUUAGGGGGAUGGGGGGCAGGUUGUUUGGAAAUGUAAACAGGCUGAAAUGGAAAAGAAAGAAAGAAAGAAAGAUAAGGCAUUAUAUGGACUCUGCUAAGCUCCUUUUACAGAGGUAGUGCUUGAAAAAGUUACAUUUUUGAAUGAUAGCAACCAGAAUAACUGGUAUGUGAAAUACAGGACAUUGAAGUCCAAAAGUAACUUUUCUGAGCUCUCUGAAGAAUUACAGUCAGCCCUCCGCAUUCUCUGGGAUAAGGGUAAAGAACUCCCAUGAAUGUGGAAAAGCUGCAAUAAAACUCACUAUUUUUUAACCUGUGAGAACACCUCUGUAGGAAUCUUUAGAUCUUUCAAAAUGAAUCUGCAGAGGACCUAGAAAUUCCUGGAGGCAUUAUAUUAAUCAAAUUGGUGAAUAAUCAAAUCAUCAAAAGUUAUACCCAUAAAUGUGGAGGGACAGCUGCAUAACUCACCUUCUGUGAAAUGGGCUGGUAAGUGCAACACUGUUGAAUUCUUCAGGCUCAUCCGUGUGGUUCUUCAUUCAUGAUUAAAUGUGUUGCUUCACAAAUUUUCUGCAGAGCAUGUGUGCAGGGUUCUUUAGCAUCUGCUGCUUCCUAGCUUAUUUAUGUGCCUGGUAGAUGCCAUAACAAGAACAAUACUAUCAGUGUACGUAGUGUGCCUGGCCAGCUUGCAGCUUCCAUAGUAGUGGUGCUCCUGCCCUUUCUCAGGUCACUUCUCAUACUCUUGCUUGUAUAUUACAAUACUAAGUUGAGUGUGUGGAAAGCUGACAAAACUAUGGAGCACUCCCUUAAUUUUUAAAAAAUAUGUAACUACUUGACACUGUUAAUUUCUGAUAUAAAGCUUGAUGGAAUUCCUUCCUCUGCUGACUAGUUCAUCUGCACAAUGCUCAUCUUGAUUUUUCCACAGCAACUUUCAAAAAUGCUGCAAUUUACAAAAGGGAUGGCCUUAAUUUGUGUCUUGUUGAUGGAUGUCAAAACUAUUUCUUGGCACACAUACUCUGUGUGUCCUUCUCAAUACUCCAUAUCUGAGAUCACAGAGCAUUACAAAGCUGUUUUCAAUGGCAAAAUUUUGUAACCCAUACAAAUACUGUAUUUUUACAUUCUAGCAGGGAAGGACAUUUGCAAUUGUAUGACUAAAGCUGAGUAUGUAAACUAAUGACACGUUGCUAAAAUUUGCUGUGUAGAACAAAUAAAGGACAUAAUUUCAUUGAGGAGCAUUCAAGACUUGGCCAUGAACUUGAAUCAAUUGCAAUGUUUAUAUUGUAGGGUCAGUUUAAAUCCCCAAAGGAGAGAUACUUCACAACCAAAAGGCAAUUGUAUAAAAACAAACUGUGGAUUUUAUUCCAAAUGCUUGUAUUAGAACGUCUUUAAUUUGUUUAGUAUUUACAAGUGCACUAUGAUUUAUUAUGAUUAGCUAAAGAAAUAAAAUAAUUUGGUGAUGCA
This is a messenger RNA of Anolis carolinensis (green anole), 2148 nucleotides long. It is a transcript of the gene dpt, whose product is annotated as dermatopontin. NCBI's taxonomy places the organism in Eukaryota, Metazoa, Chordata, Lepidosauria, Squamata, Anolidae. Gene Ontology annotation, biological process: collagen fibril organization. Gene Ontology annotation, cellular component: extracellular matrix. The coding region runs from base 85 to 672 and encodes 195 amino acids. The transcript is spliced from 4 exons. The record is from RefSeq and is a predicted model, not a curated record.